Patella vulgata (common limpet) is the source of this 6454-nucleotide messenger RNA. RefSeq lists its product as uncharacterized. The transcript has 4 exons. Gene Ontology annotation, molecular function: DNA binding; zinc ion binding. The record is from RefSeq and is a predicted model, not a curated record. The coding region runs from base 492 to 4406 and encodes 1304 amino acids. Lineage: Eukaryota; Metazoa; Mollusca; Gastropoda; Patellidae.
ACAUGGCGAUGCUAGAGGUAUAGAAAAUGCGAUCGUCUGCAAUAAUAACGACAAACUAUUGUUUAGCCACGUGACUUUUUAACUAGAGAUCUUUCGACUCCGUCAUUAGUUUGUGUCGAAGCCUAAGUCGAAAAAACUUUUUAAAAAGUAAAUUUAAUCGAAUUGGCCCAUGCCAGAUCUAUAGUUAACGGAGGCGAUUAGAUAAAUCUUCACAAGCCAUGGUAUACAAAAAGAUCCAAAUGCAAACAGCUUGUGCCGCACGAAUUGAAUAUUGUGCCUGCCCGACCUGACAUUUACAUUCAUGAGGCUUCAUACGGUUGGCACAGAUCAAUAUCACAAUGGACAUAGAGUUUAAACCAAUACACCCUCCUACGCCUGCUGGUUGAUCAGCGCGCAAAAUAUCAAUAAAGCUUGGCGUGCAUUGCAAGAGACGGCUGGGUUACGUUCUGAUGAAUUGAAAAUUAGAAUUAAAGGGUGAUCAAUGAUAAAUAAUGGAAGUGGAUGAGGAAAGCGACCAUGAUGAAAUAUUUGUACAUCCCGACGAUCCAGUACCAUGGUUCCCAGAACAACAAUCACCUUCAUCAUCGAGUGAAAAACCUUUACGCUUGAAACGUCGUAAACGAUGUGGAGAGUGUGGUCCGUGUCAGAUUAAGACUAACUGUGGUGAAUGUCCAUACUGCGUUCGUAGAAGUGUAUUAAAACAAUCAUGCAUUUAUCGAAAGUGUAUCUAUUUACGAAAAACUGUGCGUAAGCCAUCGCCGAAAAAAGUAGAUAGACGGGCAUAUAAAAGAGAACUGCUGUUGGCUACUCGCGUAUCUAAAACGUACCCUCAUGAAUUGUUGUCACCUGAUGAGGAUAGCAGAUAUUCAUAUGAACUCAUGUCACCCCCUGCUGAUGGAGUUUACCCUGUUGGCCUCAUACAGGUAUCUCCUUCUCCAGGAGAUGGGGGAUAUCCCUUAGACUUAACAUCCUCUCCAGAAGAUGAAGAAUACAUCGCUGAAGCAAGAAGGCGUGUUCACGACACUAUCACUUUUCCAGAAUAUAGUAGUACUGAGUCAAUUGUAAUUGAACCAGUGUCAGCUUCUGAAGAUACUCCAGAUGAUACAGAUGAACCUCUCAUAUCCCCUGUUCCCGCUGAUAAUUCUCUUAGGUCAUCUAACAGUUCACCUGGGAAUACACCUAUAUCUAAUCCUACACCAUUUGCUAGGAUUGUACAUACUCCACCCCAUCCCAUGGACCAAUCGGAAAGUAAUGUUGAAAUCGUAAAUCCACAAAUGGUGAAUGCAUUAAAAACUGUUGAAGAGCAUGGACAUGAAUUCGUCCAGUAUACAAAACCUAAAACUCCAAUACCUUGUGAAUCUUCCAAAUCAACUGAACCUUUAAGAACUCGAACACCGGAAUUGUUUGAAUCAAGAAAUGAUCAUAAUAAAAGGGUUACAGGAGAUUCUUAUAAAACUUCUGAAUCUACCGAUUCUAGUAGGCCAUCGAGUGUUGUAUCUUCACCUUACAGUAUUGUGUCUUCACCUUACAGUGUUGCAUCUUCGCCACAUACUUUUCCAAAAGUGAUUCACAAACCAUUUCCGUGUAUUACACCACAUAGUACAGUUUUUACAAAUCCAAUUCAGUCAAUCAACUCCACUUAUAAUUCACCAAAAAUCAACCCGUUUAUCAGUCCACCUAACGUAACGGUAGGGCGUCUGGGAGGCUUCACACCAACUCAUGGCUCUGCGAAUAAAACUGGAUUAUGGCCAGAUAGAUUUGGUAGCUCUUAUCCUUUAAAUCUGUCAAGAACUCUAAAUCCUAGUGGAGGACCAGAAAUUCCACGUCACAGUGCACCAUCAGGUAUGUGGUCUUCAGGAAUACCUCCAUACAAUUACCCACCCAAUCCCAUGUCCAGAAUGAAUUUUCCACUAGGUACAUACCCACCGCCAUAUGCAAUGGGAGGAUAUGAUUUCUCAGCAGGUUAUCCACACCAACACCCCCUAUUAACUGGAUAUCCCUUUCCACAUCUACCAAGUAGGAUGGAAGGACUCGGACACCACCCAUUUCCCCCUCCCCAUAACCCAUUGUUUCCUCCAGAACGAUAUCCUGUGCCUCCCCCCGGAAUGUAUCCAGGUGGACUUUAUCCACCAUCAGUCUUAUCACCCUUCCGACAUCCGCAAGAGCAUUCUAUUUAUCAGGCUUCACAAGAACAAAUUCCACAGGCUGAAGAUUAUUCCAAGUCUCAAUCUUCAAAACAUCCUAAAACUCUGGAACCAUCUGAAAUUGAGAAAGCAGAAAUGGAAGAAUACAAAAAGUACAGCAUUUUCCGAUUACACAGUAAGUCUGAGUCUAAUAAUAACAAGGAAUUGGACAAAAAUCAAAGAAAGGAUGCAGUCAAAACAAAUGAUAAAGCUCCACGCUGUAACAAUGAAACACUAAAAAAGUUGCUAAAUAGUAAUAACAAUAAUAUUAAUAUAAAUAAAAAGGAGAUGUCAAAAUCUGACAUUGAUGAUGAUUUACGUAACGAAAUUCAUAAAGUGUCUGGGUAUUGUGGAUGUAAUUUUAUCACAAUAGAUGAUUUGAAAAUGCAAGCUUUAAUUCGCUCCGAUGGAGUCAACAAUUUAGAAAUUGAAAUUCCUAGUCCAGACAGUCCGAUAAAAGAUUCAUUAAAAAUGUGUAAUAAUAAUAUGUGCAAACAAUCAAGAUCAAAAUCUAACGAAUCUGAGUUCUCUACUAAUAAGGUCCCUAAAGAUUCCUCCAACCUCCCUACCAAAGUACUUUCUAAACCUGUGCUAGUAACAGGUAAUGUUUGUCUGAAACAGGAUUUAGGGGAUGAAGGUAUCCUGAUGCUUGAAGUUCAAUGUGAACGUGUAAAGUUAGUGCAAUGUGUUUUGGAUGACGAACUUCUGAAACAGUCAAACGAUCCAAAAGAGCUUCGUGAAUAUAUUCGAAAAUCACAACCAUCCGAGGAUUGUGAAGAAACUGGGACCAAACAAAUGGAUAUUGAUGAACCUUUAGAUCUUUCAUCAGCAGAAGAAUCAAUAACUUUGACAGCAUCUUCAAGGGAGUCUAUAUCCUUAGGAAACAACCAUGGCGUGUUAACAACCAUAUCAUGUUCAAGGGAAUCUUUGUCUAGUGGGAAAGAGCACAGCCAAAUUACUUCAUCUGCAUCUUCAAGGGAGUCUUCACUCUUCAGGGAAUCAUACAACGAUACAUUAAGAAUAAUAUCUAACAAUGAUGCUGUUAAUAAUCUUUUUACUACAUCAAAUCAAUCCAGUACAAACUCUUUAUCACAAAACACAUCAAUUGACUUAAGUAAUAAAGACUCAAGUGUCAGAAAGUUUUCCAAUUUGGAUAAAGCCCAAAUUAUAUCAGGAAUUCCUUCCAGCAAUACCUCAAUUUUGAGAAAUGGUUAUCUUGUGCCUCCUUCCAAAACUAAUUUCUCUGACAACACACGAUCUAUAAUGCAUAGACUAUCGACCUUUGUAGACACAACUAUUAGCACGUAUAAAGAUGGCAUCAACAAUGCUGAACCAGAAAGUGAUGCAUCAUUAAUGUCCAGUGAUUAUCUCCCAAGCGGUGAAAAUAAUACGAAUAAUUUAGCGGAAGACAUGAUCUGUAUUGAGAAAUCACAGUUUGAGCCAAUGGAAGUUGAAAAUGACAAUUCUCUGACAUCUACUUCGCAAAGUAUCGAAUCUAGUACAGUAAAAACUGUGAGUGCUAUUACAAUUGAACCAUGUGAAAUAGAAUCAUGUGAGAACUCUAUCAAUAAUACUACCGAGUCAAUUUCUUCAGUUUCUACAGGGUUAACUGCUAAUGAUUGUGUUUCCAAUACAUGCGACCGGUCUUUUGAAAUAUUACCAAGUGAAAAUUGUGUUACUGAUGAACAUUUAACCCAAAAACCAGAAAAUAUUGACACUGACUUAUCCAAAAAUAGUGAAUCUGUUAUCUCAUCUUCACGAGAAUCUUCAGAUAAUAUUUUUGAUCUGUCCAUGUCUUCUGUAUGUUCUGUGUCUCAAACAGUGCAUAGUGGACAUGAUGAAAUGGACACUCAGGAGAUGUCAAAAAAAACCUCUAAAAUAAAUUCAUUAAACAAUACCAACAUUGAUUCUGCACAAGACCAUGUCUCUGAAUUACAGAUAUGUGAAGGGGAAAAUUUUGUUAAAGAUACAAACUCCAUGAGAUUUAAUGAACUGAGUGACAAUCAUCCAUCAAAACAUUUUGAAAAAUCACCCACUAACGAAAAUGACUGUGAUUUUGAUAGUGAGCUUCCAGCAGGGUAUUUUCCUGGGAAAUAUUCAAACCUAAAAGACAUGUUUCAUGUGACAAGUCAUACCAACACAAUUUUUGUAUACGAUGACAACAGAGCAACACCAGAAACUCCAGCAUCAAGAUCUGAAGCAGAUGCUUCAAUUGUUAGAUAAAAUAUAAGUGAAUUAUCUGCUUUCAUGUACAAUUUUGAAAGAUUUUCCCAAUCUGAUUAAGAUCAGAUGUCAAUUCUGUUUCAUUUUAUUUCAGAUGUUGUACUACAUUUAUAUCCGACAUGUUAAUGUUAAGAUAACAUGAACUAAUUGACCAGUCAAAUUAGAAUAAAAUACGACUUCAAUGAAUAUAAAAAUCAAAAACCUGAUUAUAUCUUGGUCCAUCUUUUAAUUAAACAAAUUUUAAAUAUUUCUGUGUUAACCAGUUUAAAUAUAAGGAUUACGACCAAUAGGCUUAUGUAGUACAGAUGUCCCCGGGGAAAUUAAACAAAAAUUCUAUCUAUAUGUAAUUUUAAUUAGAUUGGGUUUUUCCAGUUUUCCUUUUUACAUUGCCACAUUGAAAUGUGGUCAUCUGUCACCACUUGUGAAGACUUUAUAGACUGUACAUGUAUAAUCCAAUGUUUUCUGCAAUUUGAGAUGAAAAACCCUAUUAUUGUCCUUUGAUCACGUUACUUCUAGAAAUUUAUACCACUAAAUCAGGUGCUGGUUGCCAAGCAAAUUUCUCUGUCAUUUAUACAUAUAAUAAUGAAGUUGCAAAUUAUAAACACUUGUUACUGAUCAUAUGACUUUCAUACAUUAUACACCUGAACAUAUUAGCUAACGAUUGUCUAGUUUGCUUAAGAAAAAAAAGGUUGAUAUAAUUAUGUAGUGUACAUGUAGGUUCCCAAUGGCAUUAUAGUGAAGCCCUUGCAUAUAUACAGUGCAUUUGUAUAUUGGGUGAAGUCAUUUUUUUUUUCUUUUGUGAAAUGUUCAUAGUUGUAAUUCAUAAAUACUCAUCAUAUUUUAAGUGCUUAACAUAAAGACAUACAACAUAUAUUGUACAUGUGUAAUAUACAUUCUAGACUCACACUGUUAGUUGUGUUAAACAUAGUCCAAUUUUCAAUAGCAGUUUUCAGGGUACAAUUAUUAUGUCUCUUCACUAAAUGGUCCCAAUAGCGUAAACUUGUCAUACCAGUGUAAAUGUAAGAAAAAGAUGCUUUCUUUUUAGUAAUAUUUGCCUGUUUUGACUCUGGCAGUGAAAUUGACUGGCAGCCGAACUUUCAUGUCAAUUAAAUUGGCCAGCAUGAGAACUUAUCUGUCAUCAAUUUACAUGCCAUACAGGACUUGACUGGCAAAAUGUUUCAAACAUCUGACCCCUGUCAAUCAUUAUAGUUGUAUUUUAAUUAAUCAUAUUUUGUUGCAUCAUUAAAUAAUCCUGUGUAGCUGGUUUCAUCAAUAGUGUUUCUACAGUGGAUAAAAAAAAAAAUCUGUCCUCUGACAAGAUUGAUAAAUUUGUUUGGGCCAUUUCCCCCCCCCCCCCCCUGGCAGUUUUGUUUACUUGGUCAAAGCUCCAGGGUCAGUAUAGAUUUUUCUGCAUUUUUCCUGUUGGGAAUUACUUUUAUUGCAUUGCACACUAAUUAUUUAGUCUAUUUACCCAAUCUAGUCAUUAAUUGGCCUCCGGAACCAGAUAAUUCAUUUGAGACACAACUUGUUUGCCAUUGAGAAAAGCACUGUUAAAACCAUACUUAUCUUUGUUGUGAAACUCAAAAAUCCCAUUGCAUAAACCUGUACUAAGGCAAGGACAAAGACUCAAAAAUCUGGUUUUAAUGUCAUUAUUACAUUUGAAGAAGGCUCUUUUUCUACAUGGACUGUCAAUUUUUAUGUGACACUAGAAAUUUAUUUUUAUGUUGCCUUUUUGCGAAAUCCACUCGCUACUCCAUUAACUGAAAUUGCCAAGAGAAAGGCCAAAAUAUUAAGUUUCCUGGUUGCAAAUAUUAUUAACUACAUAUAUAUUGAUUUUAUUACAUCAAAAUUAUAUAUCUUUAGUGUUGCGAAUAUUAUUAACUAUAUUGUAUAAAGAUGAAAUAUCUACAGUGUAUAUAUGUAUAUUAUACAAUACAAAGUGCAAAGGUUAAGAAUUCUUUAAUAUUGUUUGGUUAUAUAAGUUUAUAUAUAACUUGGAUUUAAACUAUUUUCAUUUUUUAUGAAAAUUAAAAAUAUAUACAAAUGAA